This is a messenger RNA of Amyelois transitella, 4519 nucleotides long. Its product is annotated as titin. The transcript has 7 exons. NCBI's taxonomy places the organism in Eukaryota, Metazoa, Arthropoda, Insecta, Lepidoptera, Pyralidae. The record is from RefSeq and is a predicted model, not a curated record. Gene Ontology annotation, cellular component: extrinsic component of mitochondrial inner membrane. The coding region runs from base 23 to 4519 and encodes 1498 amino acids.
GUGGUAAAUGUGAUAGCGAAAUAUGAACACGAAAAAGGGGAAAGGCAAAAACCGACCUAACAAACCCCCUAAUCCUAAUCCCCCUCAAAAACAAGAGGUUGCCCAAGCUCCUGAAAAAGUUGAGGAACCAGUCAUUGAAAAUGUUGAAAGUGAAUUGAAAUUUGAAGAACGUGUGCCUGAAAUUGUCAGUGAUGUUGUAACGCCAUCGGAAGAAGUGAAAAGUGUGGAAGAACCUAAAAAACCGAAAAGAAACAGAGGUAAGAAGAAGAAACAUGAUAAAGAUGAAAGUGAUGAAUUUGGAGAUAUUACCGGAGAUAAUAAUACCGGACAAAAAUGUGAAGAAGAGGUGAAAUUGGCUAGACCUGUUGAAGAAAGUAAAGAUAAAGGUAAAACUGAAGAACCAAAAGAAGAAAGUGCCUCUGUAAUGCCCGUUGUUUUGCCAGAUUUGGCGAUUUCUACUAAAUCUAAAAAGAAAGGUAAAAAAGACUUUUUGGAACCAACAAGCAAAGUCACGGAAGAUGUCGUAAAAUCUGAAGAACCUAAACAGAGCUUGCCUGUAGAUGUAAGUGAAUUUAAUGUUGUCAUGCACGCUGAUGAAACGUCUAAACCUGCAGAAGAAAGUAAGACUUCGAAGAAAAAGAAUAAAAAGAAAAAGCGCCAUGAUUCCGAAAAAUCCGAUAAGGGUGAAGAAAUAUCCUGUACUACAGCUUUUCAAGAACUCUUAGGUGUGGAAGAGGAAAAGAAAUUAAGUGAAGCUGAAACUAAGACUGAAACUAUUAUUGAUUCUACAUCUCUUUUACAAGAAGAAGUUGUCGAUUCUGCAUCUAUUGAGACUGCAAGCAAAAGCAAUAAAAAUAAAAAGAAAGGGAAAAAGGAUAAAAACAAACCUGAUGUAAAAGAAGAAGUUCAUCACAAAGAAGAAAGUGCAACAAAAAUUGAGACUGAUAAUAGUGCUAAGGAAGAGGCGGAAAAUAUUAUCAAAGAAAGUUUAGUUGACAGCAAAAUAGUCUCAGAAUCUAAAGCUCCUGAGGAUAUCAAAUCUGCAACCGAAGAUGUUAAGCAUAAAGCUAAAAUUGCAAAACCUGUUGAUAAAAAACGCAAGGAAAAAUCUAAUCAAGCUCUGAAGGAAGGCGAGUUAACUGAAAAUGUUACUCUUACUGAAAUGUCAACAACUGAAAAAAUAAAAGGUUACGAUGAUGAUAACUUAACGAAACAAACAGAAGAUUCAGCAUUAUUACUUCCAGAAAAAGUAAGCCAAUCAGAAGAUGUCACUACAAUGUCAUCCGAAAAUAUAAGUUUGACGCCUAGUGAAAAGAAAAGGAAAAAGUCACCUAAACCUCCUCCAAAACAACAACAUGAUGUUACAAAAGAUAGUAAGAAAACCGAAAAAAAAGAUUUUGGUACACUAGAAACACCCACAAGCGAAGAAGCUCAAGAGAAAAUAACUAUUAUGGAAACUCCUAAACAUAAGAUUUUGGAAACUCCCAUAGAAAAACAAAUUGAGCCCAAAUUUACUAAAGAAACUGAACCUCAUGCAGCAACAUCUACUGCCAAUUUAGAAGUCAAAUCUGGAAAAAAGAGAAAGAAGUCUCCGAAGCCUUUAUCAAAUUUGGAAAUUUCAGAUAAUAAAACACAAGACGUUAAAAACAAACAAUCGACAGUAGAGACGGAACCGCCAAUACCUCCGGUAGAAAUUUUUGAAACACCCAUGCAAACCAAGAACGAAGAAGGUUCAGAUGUAUUUUGUGAUAUGCCGCUUAUGGAAGAUAUUGAAAUAAGCAGUGUCAAAGCGGAUGAAUCUGAAGGAUCUAUUCCGGAAAUAACGCCUGAUAUUCAAUAUCCCCGUGCAGCCAGUCAGCAGCGUGUCGAUGAUAAUAAUAAUACUAUUAUACGAGAAGUUGUAUCUCCAAGUGAUGUCAAGUUAGGCAUACCCGUUUUUGUUCCUGACACACCGUUUAUUCAAGGGGAAAAUAUUUCUUUAACAUCCCCGGAUCUAGUAGCAUCUGGCAUUAGAGUUGUGGAUGUCGAAGCAAAUGUUGUAAAGCCGAGUGAAGAAAAAACUGAUAUUAAGUCCAAAAUGAUGGAAGUUAAUCAAGAUAUGGAAGAGUUAAGAUUGUCAAUUGAAAGAUCUUUGGCCGAGCUGACUAGUAUAGAAAAAUCUGAACAGAACUUGGAAAGGCAAUACGACAAUAAACACAAAAAUGAAGAACCACAAUCUAGUCCUGCUGAUAAAUCUACUUCUGAGCUGGAAUCUAAAAUAAUCGGCGAAGAAAGCCAAACAACAGAAUCGCCUAUUUUGAUGAUCCAUAAAAAGCCAUUGGAAGCUAUAAUGCCAGCCCCAUCACCUCCACCAAAACAUAAUAAAAAAGAUAAACUCAAAACAGAAAAUGUAGGCAAUCCUUCUUUGCCCGUGAUUCCAUUGCCGCCUCCACUUCCAAAAGAGGUACUAGAGCCAAUCACAGAAGAAAUUAAACCCCUUGAUACUGCAAAAAGCAGUGAUGUUGCUCCUGUAUGUCCCGCAAGAAAAGACAAUAAAGGCAAAGGUAAAUCAAAGAAGAAGGGUAAACAAGAAGCCGGUCAAUCUACUGCUAGCGAAAGUAUAAGCUCUACAGAGCCACAAAGUUCAAAAGAAUGUUCUCAAGAUACUAAAAAAGAGGAAAAGAAGGAGCAGAAGCCUGACAGCUCCCAGAGCGAUACGAAAAAGCAGUCUGAUUCAUCUAAUGAUAACCAAAAUAAAACUGGCAUAUCAGAGAGUGAAGUAACAAAUCAACAUUCUGAGUUUGAACCAAUUGAAAGUUUUGAGGAUGCUAUGACAUCCAGUGCGGAUGAUGUAAACCAAACAUUUGAAAUUAUUGCCAGUGAAACCUCCGGAUCUCAUGUUAAUCCCGAAAUCAAUAUCACCGCCCCAUCAGAGGAACAGAAGACAGAACCAAAAGAUGAAAAACAAAACCCAGUUACGCCGCCAAAAAACUUGUUAGGCCACCCCGUCAUUCCUGUACGAUCGAAUAAAAUGGACUACAAAAAAGAAAAGAAUAAAACACCGAACACAAUACUUGCUAAAGUGAAAAUAAAAGAUGCUAUUGAAAUUGAUUCGCGUAAACAGUCGAAGGAAUCUCAAACGGAUAAUAUAAAGAAGCUGAUGAAGAAGAAAUCUAUCGAUGAAUCGAUUUCUACGUUAAAUGAAAACGAAGAGUUCGUGUACAAGUAUAGCUUUAGAAAAGUGUUUCUUCCCAAUGUGUGUCACGUGUGUAAAAGAGAACUGAAGCCAAUGAGAGUGUCUUGUAAUUUUUGUCAUUUGCUGUUUUACUGCAAUCAGAAACAUAAAGACGAAGACUGGCCGCAGCACCAGGCUUUUUGUUUUGCUGUGUCUACUAUUGUUCAUCUUAAAGAUCAAAAGCAUAUAUACGAGGACGCAGCCUCUGUCACCGGCCACAGCUACCGCCUUCUCCGCAUGCAGAUGAUCGUUUCUUGCGAGAAAAUCCUGAAGAGGAAACUAGUCCCCUGGGAACAGGAAGCUCUGUUGUAUCCCAGACUGUGUGGGGAUGUGGAGUGUCGGGAGUGGAGAAUUAACAAGUUGGCAGACUGUAAUGGAUGUGGUCAGAUAGCGUACUGCUCAACAAACCCAGACCAUCUACCCAGAUCUCACCAGCAUUGGUGCAAGUCAUACUCUUUGUAUCAGAAGCUGGUGUGUUACCAGCAGACCAGGGGCAGGUUGGAGCCCAAACUACCCAGUAGGGUCAUGUCUGGCCCGUACCAGAUACCCGACAAGAUAAAUGAGGUGUUAGCUGCUAUGUAUGAAGAGAAGAUAGAUAUGAGUGACGUAGAAUACGCAGCCCUGACUCAACUAGCCACGGCUCCUUUAACCGCCGUCUACAGCUACCAGCUAUAUACCAACAAGAUGAACUCUAUCUACGCCAAUGGGACUUACAAGAAAACCUCCUUCACCAUCCACGUGGUGGGCGCAGAGUUGCAAUUCGAAGCUGACGCCCUCAACAAAUGGGAGAUCUUCUUCUUGCACCUUCGUCCAGACAUCAUAGAGUUGAGAGUCGCUCUGAUAGCUCCAGAUUUAAACCCGUCCAACUUGCCGUUGGAUCUGCUCGGGAAGAUCAAACUCUGCGAGCAAUGUCGUCAAGAUAAACGUCGCUUGCUGUUCAGCUUCCAAGACAGAAAGACUUACAGCGAUUACUACAGAAGUGAUGAAUUCAUUACGCCUGAUAUUGUGUGCGCUUUCAACCCCUCAAUCCAAAGGUCUUCAGUUUACAACGGCAAGGAUCCCUGGCCAUCCACCAUCAGCUGUAUCCUCAAGCAGAAGGUGCCAUUCAUCAUCACCUCUUACACCAUCGAUGAACUACGUCGAGACCUAUCCAGAGUUAAAGAAUGCGCCGAUUACAAUACAAUAUCUGAUCCUAAAUACAAUAAUUUCGCAAGCGUGCGGCCCGAUAGGAAUUUUAUAACGGACGAUGAAAUCCCUUUGUUGUUCAAGAAUUACUGUUUUGCUGUUGUAAGUGGUGUUUUUUGA